AUGCAACGAGCUGUUGUCGACAGGAGUGGAAAUGGCACUUCUGGUGCUACUGAUAUACCCGGCUCUUAUGUGGUACGAGGCAGAUCUGUUGCUGAUGGACGACCUAAUGGUAGAAUUACAGGAUGGAACCUUGCACAAGUACGUGUAAGACCUAUUCUGAAGAAGAAAGCAGUCUCCACUGAAGACAGAGGAGAGUUGCUAGUGAAGAAAUGGCAAGCACAACUAGAAGCUGCCAGUACUUUCAAGGACGAUGACAGCAUGGUCAGCGAUGGAAGCUUGAACAUGCAGAUCUACAAGUCGACCUCAAAGAUGGAUUCAUUGAAGCACUGUUCUCAAUGGACCAAAGACAACAAGAAACCUUUCAAGACCAAUGGAAGUAAGCACUGGGAUAUCGAUCUUGGUGUUCAUCUUGAUUCUGGAUCUACGUUCAGCCUACGAAUGAACGAAGAUUACGCCAAACCGGGCACUGUGUCUGACCUGGAUUACAUGUUCAACUACGGUACAAACACUGGCCAACGUGAUCUGCACCAGCAGGUCAAAUCAAGUAUUAUCGAAGGACACACUUGCUUGCUUGAUACUGAAGCGCAAUGUAACCUCGAUAGUCUAUCCGAGCUUGUGAAGCUUGGAUUCCGUGUCGUUAUGGACACUGAUAUUGGAAACUCCUUCAUUGUUACAAAGGGGGAACAACGAAUGAGAUAUUUGCAUCGAAACGGAUUGUAUACUUUUGUACCCGAUGGUAGGGCAGAAAGUGAUGAGGGAUCCGAAUACUCUGAGUGUGAAUACAGAGAAUGCAGAAAUUGUGACUGCGACGCGUUUGGUGUCGCACACACUGAAUGCCAUAAAUGUGGUGUUAUUUUCUGUGGUAGAAUUUUAAAAAUUAGCUAUUCCGAUUCCGAUUAUUGUGGCAUACAGACGGUACGGGAGAAUAUCGAGGGCUUCACUGAUAAACAAGUUGAGCGGGCUAAUCGCGCACGAUCAGUGUAUCAUAUGGCUGGUGCACCAGGCGUGCAAGCGUUUCGUAUUGCAGUAAGAUCUGGUUUGUUCAAGAACUGCAAUGUGAAUGAAGAAGAUGCAAUCAUUGCUGAGAAGAUAUCUGGACCUGGCUCUUCGGUCCUAAAGGGGAAGACGAAGUGUCCCACACCUGAAGGAGUGCGGGAUGACUGGAUAGAGAUACCCAAGGAGUUAUUAAUGCACAAUCUGAGUGUUAUGUUGCACAUUGAUCUUGUUUUUGUUAACAAUUCAUUCGGACUCACGACCAUUGAUGGAAGUGUGAGGUACCGGUGCUACGUACCCUUGGCUUCACGAUCCAAAACGGCAUUGUAUGACGCAAUCGAUAAAUGCUUUCGACUAUAUAAUGCACGUGAUUUCACAGUGGAGAAGAUUUACUGCGAUGGGGAGUUCCGUCCGGUAUUUGAGCCCGUGAAAGACGAACUUGAAGUUCAUAUGAACUACGCCAGCAGAGGCGAACAUGAUCCGAAAGCGGAACAAAAUAAUCAACAUUUAAAAGCACUGUUUUGGGUUCACUUUCACCGAAUGCCAUUCAAGGCGAUUCCAAAGAAGUUGACUGUGGCACUUAUGACAAGAGUCGCAAAAAUAUCCAACUACUAUCCGGCAAAAGGUG
Molecule: messenger RNA, 1621 nt
Organism: Cylindrotheca closterium
Lineage: Eukaryota; Bacillariophyta; Bacillariophyceae; Bacillariales; Bacillariaceae
Source: the annotation of a GenBank genome assembly